Molecule: messenger RNA, 474 nt
Organism: Lolium perenne
Lineage: Eukaryota; Viridiplantae; Streptophyta; Magnoliopsida; Poales; Poaceae
Product: B3 domain-containing protein At4g01580-like
Molecular function (GO): DNA binding
Source: RefSeq, a predicted model, not a curated record
AUGUCGUGUGUUCUUGUGGUAGGCUGGAAGCUCAAGCUUGGGUCACCUAAGACCCCAGAGGAGGGACGGUCCAAGAAGCGAAGGGCGGCUAACAUCGGGCACUUCCAGCCGGACGUAGGGCCGGACCAGUUCAUGUGCAUCGUCUUCAAGCCCACCUUCAGCCGGCUCCGGAUCCCUCAAGAUUUCGUCAAGUGGUUCGAAGAAAUCCCUUCGAACAUCAUCCUGAAGACCAACACUGGCUGCAAGUGGUGGAUGACUACGACGAGAGAAGGCGAUGACGUAUACGUUGACCAGGGGUGGGCGUCCUUCGCCAUCGCCCAUCAGCUGCAAGUAGGCCAGUUCCUCAUCUUCAAGAGGGUGUCCUCCUUCGAGUACAGUAUGGUCAUCUUCAACCACACCUGCGGUGAGGUGAUGACCAGGUGCGGUUACCAUGGCGAUGCCACUAGGUGUGUCGUCUUCGAAAUUCAUGUCUGA